Messenger RNA from Myripristis murdjan (pinecone soldierfish), 6283 nucleotides. It is a transcript of the gene carmil1, whose product is annotated as capping protein regulator and myosin 1 linker 1. The coding region runs from base 276 to 4577 and encodes 1433 amino acids. The record is from RefSeq and is a predicted model, not a curated record. Lineage: Eukaryota; Metazoa; Chordata; Actinopteri; Holocentriformes; Holocentridae. The transcript is spliced from 38 exons. Gene Ontology annotation, molecular function: protein binding. Gene Ontology annotation, cellular component: plasma membrane; lamellipodium. Gene Ontology annotation, biological process: regulation of Arp2/3 complex-mediated actin nucleation; cell migration.
UGACUGGCCGGACUGAGGAUUUACACCUUAAUCUCAGCGUUUAUCCUUCAUAUCUGUCUUCACAGUAAUGCUGCGGUAAAGUUCAGCACCGUGCGUGUGUGUGCAUGCGUGUGUGUGUGUGUGCAGACAUGCGGGACAGGGUGCGGGCUGUGACUCUCCAGGUAGUGAAAGAAAGCGGACUGCACCUUUUGGAUCGCUGCUCCGCUCCCUGAGGCUUCCUGAGCCGCGGCGGACUCCAACUUUCCCUUCGGCUUCGCUUUGGAUUUCUCCCCAAAAUGUCGGAGGACAACACGGAUAUUCCUAAAGAGCUGCUCGACAGCAUGCGGGAGGCGGUGGGCCGGCGGGUGAAGCUGAGCCUGAGGCGACGAGUCCAGCUGGAGGUCAAAGGUGACAAACUGGAGAACAGAGUGCUGGCUCUGGCGUCACAUCGAGCCUAUUUACUGACCGCACGAGUCCCAUCCAAGGUGGAACACUCCUUUAACUACCUGGAUAUCCAGGGAAUCAGCAGCAACAAGCCCACUCAGCUGGUGCUGGAGUUGGAGCGCGCUCAGUGGAGCCUGCGGCUGGGCUCGCAGGACGAGGUGGACGAGGUGAUCGCUCACAUCGGCAGCAGCCUGCACAGGAUCUGCCCGGCCGGCUCACCUGUGAAGGUGAUGAGGAAGCUGAGCCUGAGGCCGGCAGAACGGGCGGCGGCGCUGCAGACGGCGUGGGACGAGCAGAGCGCCGCUGACCUGGGACCCUGCGGUGGAUUCUCCCAUCAGUACUGGUGUGUGUGUGAUCAGCUCGGCCUGCCGUACCGGGAGGAGGUGCAAUGGGAUGUGGACACCAUCUAUCUGACCCAGGACACCAGAGAGCUCAACCUGCAGGACUUCGUCCACCUGGAGAACAGGGAUCUGGUGGCCAUCAUCUCGGUGUUGGAGUACAACCAGUGGUUCACCAAACUCUCCACCAAAGACUACAAACUGGCCACAGACGUGUGUGAGCAGAUCCUGCGGGUGGUGGCUCGCUCCAGCCGGCUGGAGGAGCUGCUGCUGGACAACGCCGGGCUCAAGAGUGACUUCGCUCAGAAACUGGCCGGUGCUCUGUCACACAACCCGGCGUCGACGCUGCACACACUCAACCUGGCCAACAACUCACUGGAGGACAAGGGCGUGUCGGCUCUGAGCGCUCAGUUAGCCAAACUGCCCAUGGGCCUGAAACACCUGAACCUGUCCAGGACGUCCAUGUCUCCUAAAGGAGUGAACAGCCUGUGCCAGGCUCUGUGUGCCAACCCGGUGGUCUGCAGCACGCUGACCCACCUGGACCUGUCGGGGAACUCUCUGCGGGGCGACGACCUGCCGAACCUGCACAGCUUUCUGAGCCACCCAAACUGCCUGGAGACGCUGGACCUGUCCCACAGCGACUGCGCUCUGGACCAGGUGUGUGCGUCUCUGCUGAGAGGCUCCCUGAAGCAUCUGUCUGUCCUCAACAUGUCCAAGACCGUUUUCUCCCACAGGAAAAGCAAGGAGGUGCCUCCGUCCUUCAAGCAGUUCUUCAGCAGCGUUCAGGCUCUCGGCUCCGUCAGCCUGUCAGGAACCAGGCUGCCGCUGGAGGCGCUCAAGUCGCUGCUGUUGGGUCUCGGCUGCAACCCGAACCUCAGCGAGGUUUCUCUGGACCUGAGCAGCUGUGAGCUGCGCUCGGCGGGCUCUCAGAUCCUGGAGGGCUGCAUCGCCGAGAUCCCCAACAUCUCCAGUCUGGACAUCUCCGACAACGGCCUGGACAUGGACCUGACCACGCUGCUGGUGUGGCUCGCCAAGAACCGCUCCAUCCGACACCUGUCGCUGGGCAAGAACUUCAACAACAUCAAGUCCAAGAACGUGUCGCAGGUGCUGGACAACCUGGUGCACAUGAUCCAGGAGGAAGAGUCGCCGCUGACCUCCCUGUCGCUGGCCGACUCGCGGCUCAAGGCCGAGCUGUCCAUCGUGCUGAACGCUCUGGGCAGCAACACAUCGCUCACCCGGCUCGACAUCAGCGGCAACGCCAUGGGAGACAUGGGGGCCAAGAUGCUGGCCAAGGCCCUGCAGAUCAACACCAAGCUGCGGACGGUGGUGUGGGACAGGAACAGCGUCAGCCCUCAGGGUCUGCAGGACGUCGCCGCUGCUCUGGAAAAGAACCACACCAUCCGCUUCAUGCCCGUCCCCAUCAUGGACGCCGCCCAGGCUCUGAAGGCCAGCCCGGAGAAGACGGAGGACGCCCUGCUGAAGAUGGAGCAGUACCUGCUGAGGAACCAUGAGACCAGGAAGUAUCUGCAGGAGCAGGCGUACAGGCUGCAGCAGGGCAUCGUGACCAGCACCACGCAGCAGAUGAUGGACCAGAUCUGCGUGAAGGUGCAGGACCACCUGAACUCUCUGAGGUUCUCGGAGACGGACUCGGUGCAGGAGGACAUGAGGACGGCCGAGAACCUGAUGAAGGACGCCAGGAACUCCAAGACGCUGCUGCCCAACCUGUACCACCUGAGCAGCGGGGGGAGCCGGGGCCCGUGCGUCGGGGCCAUCCAGGACAAACUGGAGUCCAUGGCAGGGGAGGUGGCCCGGGUCAUGGACGAGCAGCUGCAGGUGUUGCUGGCGUCCAUGGUGUCGGCCGCAGAGUCUCUGUGUCCUCACGUGAUGAAGAGGAGCAGCGGCCUUCGUCAGGAGCUGCUGCAGGCCAGCGCCGGCAGGAUGAGCGUCCCCCGCAGCUUCAUCACCGCCACGCUGCUGGAGCAGAGCGGCGUCGACAUCAUCAACAAGAUCAGCGAGGUGAAGCUCAGCAUGGCCUCGUUUCUGUCCGAUCGCAUCGUGGACGAAAUCCUGGAGUCUCUGUCCAGAUCACAGCACACUCUGGCGGAGCAUCUGAUCAGGAAGGGCCAGCCGCUGCUGCGUCAGGAGCCCCAGAUGGAGGCCGAGGUCCUGGACGAGACGGUGCUGCAGCCCGAGAGCCAGAACCAGAACCAGGAGCAGGACCAGGAGCAGGAGCUGGACCAGGAUCUGGACCGCAGGCUGCAGGACAUGGACGCCUGCGUGAUGACUCCCAAAUCCAAGAGGAAGAGCAUUUUGGUGCGGAUGCUGCGGCCGGUUUCUGUGGCGUUCGAGAUGGAGUUUGACCUGGACAAAGCGCUGGAGGAGGUGCCCAUCCAUGUGGAGGACCCGCCUCCUCCCCCUCCUCCUGCACAGCCAUUGGACAGGAUGUCGGCGUAUCUCGGCGACCUGCCGCCUCCCCCUUCCCCGCUGGAGCUGCCCACCGCCGAGACCGCCAGGCUGGAGCAUCACACCAAGCUCCGCCCCAAACCCAGGAAGAGGACCAGACCCAGCCGAGCACCUCGGCGGGCGGACGCCGUCUCGGUGCCGCAGGAGGCGGAGCAGAACGGCAUCAUGGGAAAGCUGGACGAGGGCCUGGAUGAGUUCUUUUCCAAGAAAGUCAUUAAACUCAGUUUCAAACGGUCGGCUCGCUCCUCCAGCAGCCAGGAAGCCGUGGAGAAGAAGCGUGAAUCCAGGAAGAGCGGCUUCCUCAACCUCAUCAAAUCCCGGACGUCCCGCUCAGAGAAGAGCCACGGAGCCGCCGCCAUCACGCCUCCCGCUCCCGCCUCCGUCGCCGCCCCGCCUUCCUCUUCUGUCACCACGGUGACAGAGGAGCCGACGCCGACGCCCCCCAGGGUGGCGACGAAAAGCCCCGAACCGGCUGCCGAGCCCCCGCAGGAGCUCCACAGGGCGCCGUCUCAGGACCACGCCGAUUCGGAGACGGAGGCGUCCACGAGCGCCGCUGAGCCAGGAGGCGAGGAGGAGAAGGAGGAGGAGGAAAAGGUGGAGAGGAAGGAGAACCCUCACGUUCCCCGCCAUUUUGGGGUUCCCAUCAUGGGCAUGGACCUGCUGGCUGAGAUGAAGGCCGUGCAGGAGAAAAUGGCCAAGCCCGAGUCGUCGUCCUCACUGGACAAGCCGGAUGAUGACACCGCAGCAGCUCAGCCCGACGGCCAGGCCGGAGCGCUGGACGGUGACGACUCCAGACCGGAGCCGGCUCCCCGCAGCAAGCCGCCCAGCGUGGGCCCCAAACCCCCACCGCCCCAGGGCACCAAGCCCCCGCUGGGGCCCCGCACCUCCGGGCCCCUCAGCCCCACCGGCCCCUCCAGCCCCAGACUGAGCAGCAGCUGCAGCACCGACGACUCGAUUGCUGAGGCUCCGGCCGGCGGCCUGUCGCCCAGAGGCCCGCUCCCCGCCCCUCGCCUGAAGAGGGCGCCGUCCGAGCAGGAGAGAGAGAGCAGCCCUGCAGCCGCCCCGCCGCCGCCGGACGGAGACGGCGGCGUGUUCGAGCCGCCCCGAGACGCCGACGAGCCCGCCGCCACCGGCAGCAGACGCUCGUCGUCCCUGAAGAGUUCGGCCAACCCUGCAGCCAAGGAGGACGAACGCGAGCGCGCCAAGUCCCUCCCCGCCUACGUGAGGCCUCCCUCUGUGGCAGACUCAGAUCUCAACCCGGCGGGGGAGGAAGGCGUCCCGGCCGCUCCCUCCGAUCUGCAGUCUGAUGAUAAAUCUGAGGAUGAAUCCGGCGACGGCGUCCUCCCAGAGUGACCCGGGCCGACCCCUGCGUGACCCGGGCCGACCCCGCUCGGCUGCUGCUGUCCUGCUUCCACUUUGGCUCUUCAGUCCUGCUUCCCGGUCAUUUCUAUUUCUGUUGGCUCCCUCCACGUGCUGGUCCCGUCUCCAGGGAAACGUUUAACGGAGGGCGAUUGCAAACCCAGCAGCAGAUCAGAGAUAAUCUUCACUUCCCGCUGAGGAAAAUGCACUUGCUCUCGGCGCCGUCCUGUGAGGGGGCAUCCUCCAAACCACGUCUUUAACGCCGUCGGUCCAUGAAGUCUCUCGACUUCAGAUGAGUCCCGCCCGCCCGGCCGAGCCGCCGCCGCCGCGGCUCCAUUAUCUUCCCCGUCAGCAGCUGCAGCAGGAUCCUAACAGGACGGAGCAGAUGGCCUCUGGUCGAUUAGAGAUCCAUAUCCAGCUAUAAAAAGCUAAAUUAGUCCAAAGCACUGGCAAGAAUCAGUCUGACUUGUUUUUUAUGUGUCUGAACUCAAGCUUUUAGCUUUUACAUCUGUCCCAGAGGCAAAUUACCACGAGCUGGCCGGUUUUUACUGUUAAAUGAGCCGGCCUGCCAGAUAUCAGCGGACAGCCUGGAGCUAAAAAUGUCCCUUGAAACCUCAAUUCCACAUGUUGAAAAUUAAGCAAUGUCCACAAAUUAGAAAAUACAGAUGAUUUGGGAGCACUUCUUGGUACCAGAAAUGUCCAUGUGCCCUUGAUUAUUAUUAUUAUUAUUAUUAUUAUUAUCAAUACCAAAGUGUAUUAAAGAGGGUUGGAGGCGGUCCAAUGUGAUAGCAUAAGUUUAAAAGAAAUUAUUUAACACCAGCAAUCUAAAAAGUUAAAACUGACCGAUAUGAUUGUUUGUUUUAGUUCUGCAAACUUUUCUCUCAUCUCAUUGGUUGACUUGAACCCAAGUGGGCGGAGACUAAAGGACGGAGAGCAAGACGUCAAUAUGAACCCCAUGGUGAUGUGAAUAAAAAAACGAAUUACUUAAUAAAAGUCGUUGUUGUUGUUUUAUUAACGUCUUGACCAGAAUCCCUUCUUUGCGGUUUGACUUGCAGGAGCCUCUUUGGCUCCGCCCACUGAGAUUUGAAUCAACCAGUGAGAUUAUUUCUGCCAACAGAGCAGCUCACAGAUAUGUGUCGAGCUAAAACGACAUAAUCUGGUGCCGAAUGUAAACGCACGUGGCAUUUUAAUGAACAUUUUUAUCAUUUUUUUUCCUGCUCUGUUUAACUUUAAUCAUGUCGCGCUGUUUUGGCCUCGUCACCCUCGAAAAAAUGACUUUAUCUCAAGCGAUUUCCUGGUUAAAGAAAAGAAAAAUAAAUAAUACCCCCCCGCGCGUGCACGCGCUCGCUGCUGUUUCCUGAUGUAACACACACACAGCGUUAACCUUCAGGUUUAUAUGUUUAUAGAAUUAAUGGGUUUUAUAUCAGAGCUCAGUACAGUAACUCUGGGUUUAUUUUAUAUCGGGGGCACAUUGUAGGUUUAUUAUCCCAAAGAAAUAAAUAAAGUAAACAUGUGCUGUUAAAUCUGUUGAAUUACAUAAAAAAAAAAAAAAAGAAGACAUGGUGAUGGUUUUCAUUUUCUUGGGGAGAAUAAUUUUGUUUCUUGUUUUUCAUUUGAGAGAAUAAAAAGGUUUUAUUGUUUAAACUGUACAAACUGAACCAGCCUGUAAAUGUGAUUCGACUGUUUUUGAUUCAACCGAU